This is a messenger RNA of Candida tropicalis MYA-3404, 1863 nucleotides long. It is a transcript of the gene RFA1, whose product is annotated as replication factor A subunit protein. Lineage: Eukaryota; Fungi; Ascomycota; Pichiomycetes; Serinales; Debaryomycetaceae. The transcript has a single exon. The coding region runs from base 1 to 1863 and encodes 620 amino acids. Gene Ontology annotation, cellular component: nucleus. Gene Ontology annotation, molecular function: DNA binding. The record is from RefSeq and is a predicted model, not a curated record. Gene Ontology annotation, biological process: DNA repair; DNA replication; DNA recombination.
AUGUCAUUAUCCAAAGGCGCUUUGAAACAAGCAUUUUCCAAAGAUGGCUAUGAUAAAGUUCAAAUGCCAAUGAUCCUUCAAAUUACCAACAUUAAGUCGGUAGAUUUACCAAAUGAUGUUAAAAAGUAUAGAAUAUUAUUGAACGAUGGCGUCUAUUCUACCCAUGGGUUAAUUGAUGAAACAUGUAAUGAAUAUAUCAAAAACAACAAUUGUCAAAGAUACUCAAUUGUUCAGGUCAACUCGUUUUCCAUUUUUGCUACUCAGAAACAUUUCUUUGUUAUAAAGAAUUUAGAGAUAUUAUCACCAACUAGUGAAAAAUCCUCCGUCCCGUUGAUUCCUCUUGAUACUUAUUUUGCUGAACAUCCAAAUGAGGGACAUUUGACAUUAACUAAGAAAUCAGAAGGUGAUUCUCCAGCUCCUGCUACUCCAUCAAUUCCACAAGCUACUACUGCCUCUGUACAACCUUUUCAAGCCCAAGUUAAACAACCAGUUCCAGCUAAUACUGCUGCUUCUGCUCGUGGACCAGCUCCACGUACAUUGUCUAUAGAAUUGAUUUCACCUUAUCAAAAUAACUGGACAAUCAAAGCCAGAGUCUCUUACAAGGGUGAUCUUAGAACUUGGUCUAAUAGCAAAGGUGAAGGUAAAGUUUUUUCUGUCAAUUUCUUGGACGAAUCCGAUGAAAUCAAAGCUUCGGCUUUCAAUGAAACAGCUGAAAGAGCGUACAGAUCUUUAGAAGAAGGUAAAGUAUAUUACAUAUCUAAGGCUCGUGUUCAAGCUGCUAGGAAAAAGUUCAACACAUUAUCUCAUCCAUAUGAAUUGACUUUAGAUAGAGAUACAGAAAUCACUGAAUGUUUUGAUGAGUCUGAUGUCCCUAAACUCAACUUUAAUUUUGUCAAGUUGGACCAAGUACAGAAUUUAGAAGCCAAUUCCAUUAUCGAUGUUAUUGGUGUUUUGAAAACAGUCCUUCCUCCAUUUACCAUCACUGCCAAAUCCACCGGUAAAGAGUUCAACAGAAGAAAUAUUUCUAUUGUCGAUGAAACUGGGUUCAGUGUAGAACUUGGAUUGUGGAACAACACUGCUAUGGAUUUCAGCGUUGAAGAAGGUACUGUUGUUGCUUUCAAAGGAUGUAAAGUUACCGACUUUAAUGGUAAAACUUUGAGUUUGACCCAAGCUGGUUCGAUUGUUCCAAACCCUGGCACCCCAGAAAGUUUUACAUUAAAAGGAUGGUAUGAUAAUGUUGGUGUCAAUGAACAAUUUAAAACAUUAAAGACUGAUAAAAAUUCCGGUGAUAGAAUUGCCCAAAGAGUUUCAAUUGCUCAAGCACUCGAGGAGCACGUGGGUACGGGAGAUAAACCUGAUUAUUUUUCAGUGAAAGCUAGUAUCACUUUCUGUAAACCAGAUAAUUUUGCUUACCCUGCUUGUACAAAUCAAGUACAACACGGAGACGGUUCUAGACCACCCCAACUUUGUAAUAAGAAGUUGAUUUACCAAGAUCAUGAUGGAACAUGGAGAUGUGAAAAAUGUGACGCCAAUUAUGACCAAGCUGCUUACCGUUAUAUCUUGAGUUGUUCCGUCACUGAUAGCACGGGACAAAUGUGGUUGACAUUGUUUGAUGAACAGGCAAAGAAAUUACUUGAUAUUGAUGCCACGGAAUUGCAAAGAAAGAAAGAAGAAAAUCCUGACGCUGCUAGUGCAAUUUUUACUUCUGUAUUGUUCAAAGAAUUUGUCUUCAGAGUUAGAGCUAGACAAGAUACGUAUAAUGAUGAAUUGAAAACCAGAUACCAAGCUGCUGGACUUUACGAUAUUAAUUAUACUAGUGAAGCAGAAUUUUUAACCAAAGAGUUGGAUCAACUUUUGUUAUAA